This is a messenger RNA of Stegostoma tigrinum, 5489 nucleotides long. It is a transcript of the gene plppr3a, whose product is annotated as phospholipid phosphatase related 3a. Gene Ontology annotation, molecular function: phosphatidate phosphatase activity. Gene Ontology annotation, biological process: phospholipid metabolic process; phospholipid dephosphorylation; signal transduction. The transcript is spliced from 9 exons. NCBI's taxonomy places the organism in Eukaryota, Metazoa, Chordata, Chondrichthyes, Orectolobiformes, Stegostomatidae. Bases 740 to 2881 code for a protein of 713 amino acids. The record is from RefSeq and is a predicted model, not a curated record.
UUUUUUAUUCUCUCUCAACAAAAUAAAAGCCUUUUUUGAAUGGUCUCGGCAAACAGCAAGCCUCGGCUCAAAGGAGAGGCGUUUGAAUGGAGUUGAUUUUGUAUCGCCGCUGGCGGUUCAUGCUGUCAAAGAGAGCCCCCUCUCCCCUUCGAGUCUUUGUUAGCAGAAGCAUUAAUCUGGUGGAAAAGUGAGGGGGGGGGGGGGCACUCGUUCCUAAAUAGACGGAGAGUUGGGAGAGCUGAGAGCUAGCUGCAUUCUCUCACUCCGGAUUUACAUGCCUGUCUGGUUUUUUCUUAAAUCACCCUGAUUUCUGCCAUGUGUUGACUGCAUAGUUAAGACACACAACACACACACACACACACCUUUUUGAAGACUGUGGACCAUCUGUGUGUGUGUGUGUGUGUGUGUGUGUAUAUGUGGAGGGGUGUGUGCGCGGAUUGCGGUUUUUGACGGGCACCGACUCCUCAGGAUUACAGGGACACACUUAACAAGCUGUUGCCGGAAAGUGAUGGAGGGUGAGCCGGAAUCCUGAGUUCAUCAAUGGAAAAUGCCCCUACUCCUCGACAGUGUUCUGGGAUCUUUCCCAGUCACAACAACAAGUUGAAACUGAUGGAAGGCUGUAACUAUGUCUGGCCUUUAGCAUAAAUAGCCAGCAUCCACAGGGAGCAAGCAGAAACAUUGGGAAUUCCAACUGGAGAAGAUGUGAUUUGGCCUUUGUCUUGUGGCAGAAAGCAUCGAAAUGAUCUCUGCAAAAGACAUACAGAAGAAGAAGCUCUCAAAGGACAGCAUGACCUUACUUCCCUGUUUCUACUUUGUCGAGCUUCCUAUCGUGGCAUCAUCAAUUGUCACGCUGUACUUUCUGGAGCUGACGGAUUUAUUCAGGCCAGCCAAGGUGGGCUUUCAGUGCUAUGACCGUGCACUGAGUAUGCCCUAUGUGCAGCCUAGUGAAGAACUCAUCCCUUUAUUGAUGCUCCUCAGCUUGGCAUUUGCAGGUCCAGCUGCCUCUAUUAUGAUUGGAGAAGGCAUUGUCUACUGUUGCCAGUCAAAGCUGAAGAAUAAAGGUUCCGAAGGCAGCAUUAACGCAGGAGGCUGUAACUUCAACUCCUUUCUCAGGCGGACUGUAAGGUUUGUUGGUGUGCAUGUUUUCGGACUCUGUGCCACAGCUCUUGUGACUGACAUCAUCCAGCUGGCAACUGGCUACCAUGCCCCCUUCUUUCUCACAGUAUGCAAGCCCAACUACACCCUUCAUGGCAUCUCAUGCGACAAUAACCCAUACAUUACAAAGGAUAUCUGCUCCGGCUCAGACCAUCAUGCCAUCGUGUCUGCGAGAAAAAGCUUCCCUUCACAGCAUGCUACAAUCUCUGCCUUCGCUGCGGUCUACAUCUCGAUGUACUUUAACUCAACGAUAUCUGACUGCACCAAGCUCCUGAAGCCAAUGCUGGUUUUUGCCUUUGCAAUCGCUGCAGGUAUUUGUGGCCUGACACAAAUUACUCAGUACAGGAGCCAUCCCAUCGACGUGUAUGUGGGUUUCAUCUUUGGGGCAGGAAUAGCCACAUACCUGGGGUUUCAUGCUGUGGGGAACUUCAAGGCAUCAGAUGAUACCACCCCAGUGAAGCCUUCUCCCAAGAGCGGCCUCAGACCUCUGACUCAUCUCCGCCAUGACUCAGUCUACCAGCAGAGUAAGUCCCUGAGCACAGAUGAGCUGAACCCACAGCCGAGGCUCGAAGGCCUGGAGCAGCACCUGGCACAGAGGGAGAAGAACUCCCUGAACAGCCUGAAACGGGCCAGCGUCGAUGUGGAGCUGUUGGCACCACGCAGCCCGAUGGGCAAGGAGAACAUGGUGACCUUCAGCAACACGCUGCCACGCGUCAACACACCGAACCUGGAUGAGGCUGCGCGUCGACACAUGACCAUCCAUGUCUCCAUGGAUGCCUCUCGCUCCAAGCAGCUUAUCUCACAGUGGAGGCAGAGACCUAUGGAUGGCUUGGCCUUGGACCAUGACCCAAAUAUCAGUCAGUCACAGCCUCAGAUGAGGGCCGCUAUGGAGCUGAGGGCCGCAGGCUUCGAUCAGGACGAAGUGGCGCCGUCCUCCCUCUACCCUGCAGUGCAGGCCAGGGUCUGCGAGAGAGGCACAGGAGGUGGAGCACGGGUCCUGAUCCAGUCCAGAGCCGGCACCUCGCAGCUGGUUCACAUCCCCGAGGAGAGCCAGGCAAGCGUCAGCACCUCGCCAAAGAGUAACUCAGCCCGGGCCAAGUGGAUGCUGCUGGCGGAGAAGGGAGGGGUUCCACGGGCCCAGGCCCAGCCCCAGCCCCAGCCCCAGCCCCGCAUCAUGCAGGUCAUCGCCAUGUCCAAGCAGCAGAGCACGGUCACGGUCACACCAAGGCACUCAGAGGCUUCCAGCAGCUCCGAGUCCUCGCAGUACAAGUCGCCCUCAGAGAGGGACUCGGCCAGCAUUGUGACAGUAGAUGCCCAUGGCUCGCACCCGGUGGUGCAUGUCUCCUCCGUAAAUGGUGGUGCUGGGCCCUGGGAGUGGAAGUCGCCCCAGGCCAGUGAGGCCUACGAGCUGAAUGACCUGAACAGGGACUACCGGGGCUACAGGCCCACCAAGAGCGGGGGCAGCGCCGGUGGGAUGUCACCUGGAUCCUCAGCCAGUGACCUGGAACACGACGACACUCGCUUCUGCAGUGUCGCCACAAUCAAUGUGGCUGCAGCCGAGAGGAGCGAGACAAAUUCGGAGAGCCUGACCAUGGGCUCCAGCCGGGACUCGACCCUAAGGAGAAAACCCAACCCAGCCUUCCUGGCUGAGCAGGAAACCAGUACAGACAGCGACCAAGAGGCUUACUACAAGAAACUUCAAGCCAACAGGAGAUUCAAAGACUGAUCAGGACCAUUUUGGGGGGCAUUCUUUUACUGAAAUAGUCAGGAUACCGACUCCCUACAGCACUUGACUGCUGUGAGUUGGCUACCCCUUAUCCCCACGUUGAACAAGCCGGGAUCAAUAAAACAACCUUUCCAUGGAUAUCUCUUGUUUUCAAACCUUUUCAGACCACAGCUCAAUCCUGGUCUUCAAAGCUGAUUUCAUUUGCAGUCUGGGGCCUUUUCUUGACUCAGAACAGCUAGGAAUACAGAUCCAGGUCUAAAUUUCCAAGACCCUUCAUAUGACAUUUUCAGAUAUUAAGAAAAGGAAAGAAAGAAAGAAUUGAAUUUUCCUGCCCUCAAGAGAUCCUACAGCACUUUCGGGGCAAAGUUAUUAUUUCAGAGACUGAGACAAAUGGGCCAUUUCAACUCGCAUGUUUCUUGUGUUCUUAUUAUUCCAGACUUUUGGAAUUGUAGCCUUGUAAUUAAGUUGUGGUUUUUAAAUUAGUCAAUGGUUAAAGAAGUGUCUUUUGUGGUUGACCUGAUGGCGUCAUCUGUUGCUUGUGGCUGUUUAACAUGCUAGUUGGCAUUCUGAGCCAGGCAUUGUACUUUGUUGAAGUCAUGGACAGUAAUAACUUCUGUAUACCAGUGCCAAACGGCACCAGCCUUUGAGUUGGCAUGAACUCGCAGAUACUUUCAUUGUAUACAAGAUAGUUGGGCGCUAUAGCCUUUUCAUUGACAUGACUAAUGAUUGUAAGCAGGCCAGCAAAGUGAUCCCUCAUCACUUGCCAGAAAAAGCAGCAGCUACAAUCGCGCUAAGAAUGCAAUGACAAAGAGUAAAAUACCGCAGAUGCUGGAAAUCUGAAAUACAAAGAAUCAGUUGCUGGAGAAACUCAGUCAGCCUCGCAGCACCUGUGGAGAGAGAAACAGGAAAUCUGUCAGGUCAUUUAAAGGCUGAAAUUUUGAUGAAAGAUCAUUAAUAUUAGCUCUGCUUUUGAUGCUCCCAGACCUGCUCAGUAUUUCCAGUUUACUGUUUUUAAAAUUGAAGAAAGAUUGAGUUAAUCCCAACAUAUGUUUGGGAGAAUAUGAAACCGCUGUGAUAAUGCAAACAGACUAUUAAGUCAAUAUGCAGGACAUGUGUUGUCAAAUUUUGAAAUGCAAGCAAUAUACAGUAAUGCAAUAUAUUAAUAAGAUAUACAAGUCCAUCUUCAUAGCUGCAUCAACUGGAUGAUAAUUGAUGUUCUCAGCAGCAUAUUUUCAUUAGACUCUCAUUGGAUGUUGCACAUCAUAAUUCAAUGGUCCUGGAUUGGCCAAGGCUGCUCCCUGGGCCUGCACUGUGCAUCAUAAUCACACUUCUAAUCAAAUCGAACCAAUUCUCAGCCAUUUGUUGAAGACAGUCCAAUAGAUGUCAAACCCUUUGAACACCCACUUCCCCUGCGAAGACUCGCACCGGAGUCAGAGCGAUCCCAGAGGGAUGUAGCAACUGAGGGAGACCAUUCAGCCCUUUUAGCCUGUUCUGCAAGUGAUGCCAAUUUUACACUCCCAGGGUUGGAGAUCAGGGAAGAUGGAAAACAAGGAUCCAGCCCCGAGAUAAGUGAUGAAUCUGAAAAGUGAAGCAAUUAGAUAUUGACGUCUCCAGGACUGAAUGAGAACCCCAGAAUUACAAUAGUUUUGUUUUAGUUGUUAGACUGUUUAUGCUGAUACAAUUACCCAUGGGCCUUUUAAUGACCAGGAUUAGAAAUUAAUGAAGAGGCAUUUUAAGGAAUGUUGUAUCAGUGAUAAUGGGAACUGCAGGUGCUGGAGAAUCCAAGAUAACAAAGUGUGAAGCUGGAUGAACACAGCAGGCCAAGCAGCAUCUCGGGAGCACAUUUUGUGGCCUGCUGUGUUCAUCCAGCUUCACACUUUGUUAUUUUAAGGAAUGUUGUUGGUUUGCUCUGAAAGCUACAAAAAAAUGUUUACUCAGCACAGAAUCUGAAAAUAAGUUUAAUGUUCCAUGACACAUGGUCAUGUUGCACAGGAUCUUUGGUCAGUUUUGGUUUAAGGACUGGUUGAGUCAGCUCAUUAGAAGCUGGAGUUAACCCAGAGGGAUCUGGAAGGAAUUUACACUAUGGCAAUGAGACCAAUCAUUCUCAAAGGUUCCCUGAGAAGCUGGGGCAGUUGAGGUUCAACCCUGGGUCUGACCACCCAAGAUAUGCAGUGACAAGCUAAAUGAGGUGGCAUAUUGGAGCUUACCUGGCUGGAGACUGUCCAUAGAUGACCGCUAUCAGCUCAGCACAGGACACUAUCAGACAAUGCAGAGGCAACAAAGGCUAGAAUUGAGUUAAAUUUAACUCUGUUAUGUUGAGAAUCUGGAACCUCAUGUUGGAAAACACAAGUAUCCUUGUAGAAACCCACAUUGAAAAACAAAACAUUGCUGUGUGUAAAUAGAACUUUCCUAACAAAAUGUAAACUGGCUCUAAACAGCACUUCUAGUGAUUGUUUGAAUGAUUGUUUUCAGAGUAACGUUGUUAUUAGUUGUGAAGAUUCAUAUGCCUGAUUUAGUGAAGUUUACUGUUGUGCUAUAAUAGUGAUUUUAACAGUAGGUCCUGAUAUACAGAAGUAUUUUGUACUUUGAAUGUGUCAGUUGGACAAAA